This is a messenger RNA of Leptopilina boulardi, 2200 nucleotides long. RefSeq names its product carcinine transporter-like. Bases 342 to 2012 code for a protein of 556 amino acids. The transcript has 10 exons. Gene Ontology annotation, cellular component: membrane. Gene Ontology annotation, molecular function: transmembrane transporter activity. The record is from RefSeq and is a predicted model, not a curated record. NCBI's taxonomy places the organism in Eukaryota, Metazoa, Arthropoda, Insecta, Hymenoptera, Figitidae. Gene Ontology annotation, biological process: transmembrane transport.
GAAAAAAUUUAUAUUACAGUGUGAGUGAAAAUAAGAAUAUUUUUACUCUCUAACACUUGAUCAUAUAAUAAUCCAGAUGUAAUUCGAAUCCUCUGCGAACGUUUUUCUUAUUACUUUCCUUUUUCAUACGCAGCUUAGAUGUCGAACAUAACACAAGUUAUUAAUUGUUUUCAAUUGAUAUCAUAAAUAUUCGUGUUCCUUUUUUUUUUUUCUUUUUUUUUUUAACUUGCCAAUAAUUAUUUGUACAAUUUAACUGGAAUAACAAGUAUAUUUAGUGAAAUCAUUAGUAAAACAAAAGUGAAAUAAAGCAGAAUAGUGAUAAUAAUACAAUUGAAAACAAUAUGACUAAAGAAGCAGAUGAGCAUACAGCUUUAAAACCAAAAUAUGAAACGUUUGACGAUAUGCUACCUUGUGUGGGUGAUUUUGGACGAUAUCAAUGGCUUAUAAUGUUAUCUCUUAUUCCCUUUAGUGUAUCAUAUGCAGUUUUAUAUUUUGCACAAUUUUUUUUAACACUCGUACCACAGGAACAUUGGUGUAAAAUAGAUGAACUACAAAAUUUUACAAUUGAAAAUCGAAUUAUAGCUGGAAUUCCACGAUUAAAUGAAUAUCCAUACUAUGACACAUGUCAUCGUAAGGAUUUAAAUUUUACAAAUCUUUUGAAAAUAAAUAAAAAUUUUCAUUCAUCAUUAUGGAAAACAAAUAGAACAAUUCCAUGUGAACGAUGGGAAUAUAAUUUCACUCAAAUACCAUAUGCAAGUAUUGGAGCUGAGCUAGAUUGGGUAUGCGAACGUUCAUAUUUAAUAUCAACGGCUCAAGCAAUAUUUUUUUGUGGCUCAAUUAUUGGUGGAUUUCUUUUUGGUUGGAUUGCCGAUCACAAAGGUAGAAUACCAGCUGUUGUUUAUUGCAAUAUUGCGGCAUUAAUUGCGACAAUUGCAUCUGCAAAUACUGGUGCUUUUUGGUCGUUUGCAAUUUGUCGAUUUUUUUCUGGAUUUGCCUUUGACAAUGUGAUAAAUAUCCCUCUCAUCAUUGUUAUGGAAUAUGUGGCUGUGAAGAGACGCACAAUGGUAGUGAAUGUUGCAUUUGGAGUUUAUUUUGCAAUUGCAAGUACAGCAAUACCAUGGAUUGCUUAUUAUGUUGCAAAUUGGCGUUAUUUUGCAUACGUUAUAUCGGUGCCAUUUUUUUUAUCCUUAGUUACUCCCUGGAUAUUACCAGAAAGUGCAAGAUGGUUUAUUUCAAAUGGAAAAAUAGAUCAGGUGUUAAUGAAACUUAGAAAAAUUGCCAAAAUUAAUGGUAUGAAUCCACAUCCACGAGUUUACGAGAUUUUUACAUUAAAUGUAAAGGCAGCAUAUAAGGAGAAAGAAUCUGCAACGCUCUUACAUCUUUUUAAAACUCCUCGUUUGGCUAAAAAUAUUAUACUACUUGUAGCUCUCUGGACUUUGACAGUGAUUGCGUUUGAUGGGCAUGUGUAUUCAUUGAAACUAUUGAAAACAUCGGUAUUUGUUUCCUUUUCUUUGGCUUGUGCCACAGAACUUCCUGCUGGAUUACUGUUGACUUUGUUGCUCGAUCGCUGGGGGCGUAGAUUUUGUGCAUUCAUCACAAUGACACUGACAAUGCUCUUUAGCUAUGCUGAAUUAAUUUUAGUUCAUGAUACUGCUGUAUUGACAAUGUCUGUGUUAGCACGAUUUUGUUUGAAUAUGGCAGCAAACGUUGGUUUACAAUAUGCGGCCGAAUUAUUACCAACACCAGUUCGAGCUCAAGGCAUAGCUUUGAUUCAUAUUUUUGGAAUUUGCGCACAUUCCGUAGCUCCAUAUGUUACUGAUACCGCAGUUUUUUGGACUGGAAUGCCAAUGGCAAUAAUUGGUACAGUUUCUCUGAUUUGUGCAAUUUUGGCACUUUUUCUACCAGAAACAACGGGACGCCAUUUGCCACAAACAUUGGAGCAAGGUGAAAAUUUUGGAAAAGAUCAAAAAUUUUGGUCUCUACCUUGUUGUGGAAGUGAUAACAAAUAUUAAAAUAAAAUAGAAACAUAAUUGUCUAGCACAAAUUGUUAUAUAAUUAUAGGUUUAUUUUUUUUAUAAUUUUUUUUUUUUUUUUUUUUGUUACUCAUAGUCUAAGUUUGUUAUAAAUUAACGAAAAAAAAAGAAAGAAAAUGCGUCAUUAAUAAAUUCUAAAAAAAAAAAAAAAAAAUUAAAAUACAAAA